UAUAGUAUUACAGUUACAGAGAAGGUGCAGGGAGACAAAUAAGGUUCAAGGGCCGUGACGAAGUAGGUUGUGAGGUCAAGAGUUCAUCUUCAACACACAGGUCUAUUCAAGAGUCUUAUAGCAGCAGGACAGAAGCUGUACUUGAGCCUGGUGGUACAUGUUCUCAAGUCUUUGUAUCUUCUGGCUAAUGGUAGGGGGGAGAAGAGAGAAUGUCCGGGGUGGGUGGGGCUGUUGAUUAUGUCGGCUACUUUCCCGAGGCAGCGGGAAGUGUAGACGGAGUCCACGGAGGGGAGGCUGGUUUUUGUGAUGGACUGGGCUGUGUCCACAACUCUCUGCAAUUUCUUGUGGUCUUGGGCAGAGCAGUUGCCACACCAAACUGUGAUGCAUCCCAAAAGGAUGCUUUCUAUGGUGCAUCUAUAAAAAUUGGUAAGGGUCAACGCCGAAUUUCCUUAGCCUUUUGAGGAGGUAGAGGUGCUGGUGAGCUUUCUUGGCCGUGGCGUCUACAUGGUUGGACCAGGGCGGGUGGGGAAAGCUUAUAAUAAUCUUGCUCACACACAAUGUUGGACACUUAAGGUGAAAACUUUAUUCCUUUUCUUGCUUCAGUAGACGGUGAGGAGGGAGUAAGAAGUCCUCCAGGUGCCUGCCUGGGCAAAGCUGAACCUUUCAGGUGCCAACUCAGUGACUUCCACUGCAAUAGAACCACUUGGGAUCUCACUUCCGCAGCGCAGCUUCCGGCAGCGGAGCGCCGCCUGUUGGCCACGGACGGGGACUACAGCGGAGCCCCAGGAGACGUCACACGGGGCCGCUCUGUGCCGGCUGGUAACGACGCAGGUUCGAGUCCAGGCCAUGACCAAGAUAUUGGAAGGGGGGGGGGGGGAACAGCAAAAGAAUUUGCAAGCAAAGCCGAGGUGGAGAUGGUGAACGAAGCAGCAUCUUGGAUUUACAAGUAAGGUUUGCCUGAUCUUGGAGACUCUGGUAACCCCUAAAUUAUCGCCGAGAAGGAUUGGGAAAGAAAGGCGAAAGGAUGGAUGUAACUUCGGAGAGAGAGUUGGAAAAUAUCAUAAACGAAGCGAUCUGCUCGAUCUGCCUCGAGUUUUACAGGGAGCCAGUGAUGAUAGACUGCGGCCACAACUUUUGCAAAGGCUGCAUCCUGGAUUACUGGGAGAAGCAGAACGGGAGCGUCUCUUGCCCCAAGUGCCGGGAGGAGUUCACCCACCGAAACAUCAGGCUCAACCGCUUCGCCGCUAGCAUGGUGGAGAGCGUCCGCAAGCUGACCCUCAAGCCCAAGGAGGCGGGCGACCUCCGCUGCUCCCAGCACGACGAGAAGCUCAAGCUCUUCUGCGAGAGCGACAAGUCGGCGAUCUGCGUGGUUUGCGCCGUUUCCCAGGAGCACAAGGACCACAAGAUCAGCCCGCUGAAGGACGUGGCCGAGGUCUACAGGGGAAAGCUGCAAGGUGCCUUGGAGUUUCUCAACAAGCAAGUAGAUGAAAUAUCCAACUGUCAAAUCAAUCAACAGACCAACAUCACUGAGCUGAAGAAACAAGCCGAUGAUAUGCGGAAGAACAUCGAGUCCGAAUUUGCCAAACUUCGGCAGUAUCUCCGCGAGGAGGAGAAGAUGCUGAUGGGAAAGAUUAAGCAGAAGGAAGACCGUGUCUUGCAGCAGCUGCAGGAGAACCUGAAGGCAGUGUCAGUGGAAAACUCAUUGAUGAACCAGCGGAUUUCAGACAUUCAGAGGAGGAUGACCCUCCAGGAGGCAGAGCUGCUGAAGGACAUAAAAGCAGUACUUGAAGGUGUGGAGAUGCCAUAUGUCAGACCCACGGAAGUGCGCAUUGAUCUGAAUCUACAUGAGCCCAUCGGACCUUUGCAGUACACAGUGUGGAGACGGAUGCUGAGAGUUAUCAGUCCAGUGCCGGCCUCCCUGACCUUGGACCCGCAGACGGCGCACCCCCGCCUCGUCCUGUCCGACAACGACACCCAGGUGAGGCGCGGCGACUGGAGGAAGGUGCCCGACUUGCCCGAGCGCUUCAACUUUCUGCUCAGCGUGCUGGCGACGCAGGGCUUCACCUCGGGCCGUCACUACUGGGAGAUAGACGUGAGCAGCAACACGGCCUGGGACGUGGGGGCCGCCAGGUCCUCGGUGACGAGGAAGUCCAUCCCGGAGACCGGCAUCUGGGCGGUGGGUCUGUGGGACAAGGAGUACAGUGCCUUCACCAACCCCCGCACCUCCCUGCCGCUGACCGUCAGCCCCAAGCGGCUGGGGAUCUACCUGGACUACGAAGAGGGCCAGAUAUCCUUCUACAAUGCCCUCACCAUGGAUCACAUCUACACCUUCACCGACACGUUUACUGAAGCCGUCCACCCCUACUUCAGCACGGAGUGCAAAACCAACCCACUGAAGCUGGUCACAGUUCAGAUGUAGAGCAGGAGCCAAUUCCAACUGACCACCCCCCAAAGGGAAGCUUUCCGUUAGCAGAGGCCGGGCCACUGGGCAAAUGUACCCAGAUCCCUCCGUGAAAGAGGGGAGUGUGCCCCAUGUGCUUUGAGCCGAUGGAACCCUACCCCCCCACCACAACUCACCCCACUCACCACCCACCACCCCAACCCUCCUCUUCUUUCUCAGUGCUGGGACCGCACUCGCAGCCAGAAUGAGUGAGCAAUUGUGACAGACAGUUGUAUCAGUAUUGAAUCCAAAUGCAGGCGUCCCCUGGGUUCAGGGGAGGGGGGAGGGGGCGGUGGUGUCGCAUUCCGAGAAAAAGGCCCGCAUCGCGAUUUCCCGCAACGUGAAGUCACAUCAUCUGCGCACACAUCAAGAAACGCGAGUUGAAAAGAAAACAAAUGUUGGGGGUUUGUUUAUUAACUUUUUUGUUCUCAUGUAAUUUCCGUCAGACCGAAUUUAAUUCCGUUAUGUCAAACUUUUGGGAAGUGAGUUGUGAAUUUUGUACGGGUGAAUUUCCAUAACCCAGACAGCCAUAACGCGGGGUCCACCUGUGCACGGUUCGUUCGCUGCUUGGUUUGGGUAGGGAGCGGUUUCAGAGAGGAGUGAACUGUAGAAAAACUGCCUGCAACUGUCAGCAGCAUUGUGGAAAUUAGUGCCUUGUUCCUUAUUGCCGAUCAUCAGUGUUUUUUUUACUCUCUGGACAGAUGGGAGGUGUUGCAGUUAGUCUGAGACAUUUUGAAAGAAAGGAUUUAUCCUCACAGUAAAGAAUGGGCUCCUGGUGUCAACUCUCAAGUUCUCUUUAUAUUGCAGAGAUGACAACCUUCUAACCAAGCUUGCACAGCAGGGAGGUUUACACCAAUCUGCAGCUACACUGGCUGAGGGGAGAGAAGGUUGUUGAAGGAGGGAUAGGAGAUUUAGUUAAAGAUGAGUCUUCCGCACCGAAUCUGGGGAAAACACUCCAGCAAAGGAGAGCCUCUGGGCAAGUACCGUCAUCCUGAAUUAGUAUGAAUGAGGGAGAUGCCAACCCACUUCAAAUUAAAGGUCCUACUCAAUCAAACAGGAGUUAUGUGGAACUGUCUGCAUUGAGAGAAUGUAAUACCCUGGAUUUUCUACUCUACUGUACCCCAAAGGGUGGGAGACCAGCAGUGUGAUUGGCACGGGAGCAGGAGACAGUGUUGGUGUUUGGGGAGGUGGGAAGGGGGAGGGAUGGUAGGUGUUUGGGAAGAGAUUGGGACCAGCAGU
Messenger RNA from Pristis pectinata (smalltooth sawfish), 3679 nucleotides. Its product is annotated as E3 ubiquitin-protein ligase TRIM39-like. The coding region runs from base 1025 to 2419 and encodes 464 amino acids. NCBI's taxonomy places the organism in Eukaryota, Metazoa, Chordata, Chondrichthyes, Rhinopristiformes, Pristidae. Gene Ontology annotation, molecular function: protein binding; zinc ion binding. The record is from RefSeq and is a predicted model, not a curated record. The transcript is spliced from 6 exons.